This is a messenger RNA of Pediculus humanus corporis (human body louse), 2112 nucleotides long. RefSeq names its product transcription factor TFIIIB B'' component, putative. The transcript is spliced from 4 exons. The record is from RefSeq and is a predicted model, not a curated record. Gene Ontology annotation, cellular component: transcription factor TFIIIB complex. The coding region runs from base 1 to 2112 and encodes 703 amino acids. Lineage: Eukaryota; Metazoa; Arthropoda; Insecta; Psocodea; Pediculidae. Gene Ontology annotation, molecular function: TFIIIC-class transcription factor complex binding. Gene Ontology annotation, biological process: RNA polymerase III preinitiation complex assembly.
AUGACCACGAGAAGAUCUCGGUUAAAAGCAGUGGCAAAUUUGCCCGUUCGAAGAAAAAUUGCGACUCAAGAGACCGUAAAUGAUAUUAACACUUCAAAUAAUUCUACUUUAGAAAAUGAUUUAAUUUCAAUUUCAAAUGUUAAAAACAACAAUGACGUUCUUACGUGUAAUAAUCUUAAAAGUGAUACUAAUGUUCAAACUGAUAUUGAAAAUAUAGAGUUUUGCGAACUAAAAAAAUCACCCAGUAAAAACAAUAAUAAUGAUAAUAAUUGUGAAGCUUUACAUAACUGUUUGAAAAAUAAUCCUAAUAAUAUAGUUUCAAAAGAGGUUGUUCAAAAUGAGAAUAUCAGUGUAAAAGAAAGUAAGAUAAAAUCAAACAAUUUUAAUAAUAGUUCUAAAAAACCUUCUAUAAAAUUACAUUCAGGAUUUGAAAAUAGUUCUGAUUCUAGUAAUGUUUCAUCGUUAAUUUUGGAAAAUAAAUGUCAAGAGGAAAAUAGUAAAGUUGAAAAUGUUUCAGAAAAAUUAGUUAACACGGAAAUUUUUUUCCAUAAUGAAAAUAUUGAUAUUAAUUUACCUGAAAAGUCAGUACCUUGUUUGCCAGCUUCAAAUUUUGAUAAAGAUAUUUCACCCCCAGCUAUUUCAACUUCAUUACUAUUACCUGACAAUAACUUUUCUAAAGAUGAUAAUAUAGAAUUUAACGAAGUUUCACUAUAUAAAAAUCUUGUAGAACAAACAGAUUUGUAUGUUAAUUUACCUCGAUUGGUGGAUAACAAAACAACAGAAAUCGAUCCUGAAGAACCAGAGCCUAUUCUAACAACAUUGGUUAAUUGUUAUACUGGUAAUAGCUUUAAUGAAUUGAAAUCUAAAGAAGAAAAAUCACUUUCUGAAGAAAUUAAUAAAAAAAAAGAAAUUGCGAAUGUAAAAAAUUCAGUAAAUUAUUCUCAUAAUAUACCAAUUACACAAACUAAUAAUGAUACUUUUGAAAGUAAUAUUUUAAGAAGUAAUUUAAUGGGUGAAAAGCCUCAAGAUUCUUUUGCUAAUAAAAUCAUUUCUUCGAAGAAAAAUAUUACAGCUGUGAAAAGGAAAAGAGCAAAAUGUAGCGAUUUUACAAAAAAAUUAGCUGAUGCCAGGAGAGAAUUUCAGAAAAAAUAUGAGAAAACUAAACCUGAUAGAAGCACUCUUAAAAUGAUAGAUUUAAUUUUUUACAAUCCAACUACUAAUCCUAUGGAGUCCAAAAGUAAAAGUGAAAAAUGUGAAACUGCUCUUCAAGGUGAGACAAUUCAAGAAAAAUUAGCAGAAGAAGAUAUUGAUGAACCAAUGAGUUUAAAUAAUAGCUUUGAUUCAAGUUCAUUAGAUGCAAAUGAUAGUCAAAAUUCCAGAUUGCCUGUCCCUCAAUUAAAAAUUGGCAGCAAUGGUGAAAUUAUACUAGAUGAAAAAAGUGUCAUUAUUGAAACAUCGGAUGCAAAAAAAAAUAGAGAAGAUUUAUUAAAAAAUUCUGUUCCAAUUUUUGAAGAUAAAGGAACUAGAGUUUCUUAUUAUAGAAGCAAAAGUAGAAAAACUAGAGAUUGGACAGAUUUUGAAACCAAAAGGUUUUAUAAAGCUCUCAAUACAAUUGGACCUGAUUUUUCACUGAUGCAAAAAUAUUUUCCCAAACGCUCACGACUAGAAUUAAAAAAUAAAUUUAAAAGAGAAGAACGUUUGAAUAGAAGUUUAAUCGAUAGAGCUUUAAUUAAUCCAUCUGAAUUUGACAUGACUCGUCUUGAAAAUGAAUUAGCGGUUGAAAGAAGAGCAGAAGAAAAAGAAUUAGAAAUGAGAUUAAAUAAAUCAUUAAAAGAAAAGGUAUCUAGGCGUUCGAAAUUAAAAUCAACUUUUUUCGCAAGAGAAAUGUCAGAGUGUGAAAAAGAAAUUGAAAAUAAUGAAUUGAACAAAUCAGACAAUAUAAUUCCUAGCAAGAUUUUUCAAAGUGAAAAAGAAAAGAAAAACAAAGAAUUUGGCUUUAUUUUUCAAAAGAUUGUUUUGAAUGAAUUGGAAAAAGAAAUUAAUGAGCAAUCAGAAAUUUCUAAUCCUACUACAGAUUUAUUUUUUGCUCCUAAUUAUAAAGAUGUUAUUUAG